UCAAGAUUUUCAGGCGGAACACCAACAAGAAGUCAUAGUCAUGGGUCCAGACAGCCAUUACAUGUACAACAAAACUGUAACUACAUGACACCCAGAGGAGGUCGAAUGUUCAAUCCAAGGAACAAUUCUGCAAGUCCAGACUUUAUACCGUUGGGUAUCAGUAGCCCUAUAAGAAGAGACAGGCAGAGCUGGGGCAAAAACAAUCACAGCAACAAUUCUAGUCUUUCUGGUUGGAGCUCACCUUCAAGUUCAAAUUCCAGUCCCCGUUUCAGCCCCUACAAUAAGCAUGGUUCCAGAGGAAAUUUCAGGAGAAGAGGUAGUUUUAAUAACUCCAACAACUCGCCCAUCUCCGCGUAUGUGUGUAAAGAUGCAUUGGAAGAUCCUUGGUUGGAACUUGAAAAGAAAAUGAAUUUACAGCAAAUUGUGAGAUCUGCAGAGCAACAAGAAAAGGCGUCGACUCCUACUAUUGUCCGAAGUAGUGACUCUGAUGUUUCUAGUGAUAAUGGUGAAGAGGAUGAUGGUGGAGAAUCAUAAAAUAUCAAUGUUUGUACAGAAUUCAUGAUUGUAUAUAUUUUUCCUGCAUA
Messenger RNA from Homalodisca vitripennis (glassy-winged sharpshooter), 584 nucleotides. RefSeq lists its product as uncharacterized. NCBI's taxonomy places the organism in Eukaryota, Metazoa, Arthropoda, Insecta, Hemiptera, Cicadellidae. The coding region runs from base 85 to 534 and encodes 149 amino acids. The transcript is spliced from 2 exons. The record is from RefSeq and is a predicted model, not a curated record.